CCCGUCCUCUGUAUUCCCAGGACUGUCCAGAGGAGAAGCUCCCAGAGAUCCAUCAGAUGACAAAUCAUGGGGAAGAUCUGAUAUUAAAUAUUAAAGUGGAGGAUGAAGAAGAGCUGAUGAUGGGCGAUCCCCCGUGUAAGAGUGAGGAGGAGGAGGACAUUCCAGGAGAUGUGACCACAGAAAAUCCCAGUAAGAAGCCUAAAGGAAACGCCAUGUUAUCACGGAAUUGUAAGGAAGAAGAUCAGGAUAUCGUGCAGUGCACUUCAGGAGAAAACCACAUGAAUCUGAUUUUAUAUCCAGGACUUCACAGUGCAGAUGCAUCAUAUAAUCCCUUUAAUCAAGAGGAACCUUCUCCUGAUCAAUCACAGAUUAUUACCCCAAAUAUAGGGCAGAAAGGGGGUAAAAUGUUUCAAUGUGGGGAAUGUGGAAAACAGUUCAGAUAUAGCUCAGGUCUUACUUUACACAUAAGUAGUCACACAGGAGAGAAGCCGUAUUCAUGUUCACAGUGUGGGAAAUCUUUUGUAAAUAAAUCAGAUCUUUUAAAUCAUGAGCGAAUUCACACAGGAGAGAAGCCUUAUUCAUGUUCAGAAUGUGGGAAAUGCUUUACGAGCAAAUCACAACUUGCUAGACAUCAGAGAAUUCACACAGGAGAGAAGCCAUAUACAUGUUCAGAAUGUGGGAAAAGCUUUAGAAGCAAAUCACAACUUGUAAGACAUCACAGAAUUCACACAGGAGAGAAGCCUUAUUCGUGUUCAGAAUGUGGAAAAUGUUUUACCCAGAAAUCUAAUUUUGAUCAACAUAAAAGAAUUCACAAAGGAGAGAAGACAUAUUCAUGUUCAGAAUGUGGAAAAUGCUUCACAAGUAAAUCAGAUCUUGUUAUACAUGAGCGAAUUCACACAGGAGAAAAGCCAUAUUCAUGCCCAAAAUGUGGGAAAUGCUUUACAAAUAAAUCUUAUCUUGUUAGACAUCAGAGAAUUCACACAGGAGAGAAGCCGUAUUCAUGUUCAGAAUGUGGGAACAAUUUUAGAGAAAAAUCAAGUCUUGUCAUGCAUGAAAGAAUUCAUACAGGAGAGAAGCCGUAUUCCUGUUCAGAAUGUAGGAAAUGUUUUAGAGAAAAAUCGAGUCUUGUUAGACAUGAGAAAAUUCACACAGGAGAGAAACCAUAUUCAUGUUCAGAAUAUGGAUAAUGAUUUAAGAGCAAAUUAAUACUUUUACCCCAUCAGGUCAUUCAUUUGUACUUUAUGUGAACAUAAUAAACAUCAAGAUCUCUAAGUGUAA
Molecule: messenger RNA, 1278 nt
Organism: Bufo gargarizans (Asiatic toad)
Lineage: Eukaryota; Metazoa; Chordata; Amphibia; Anura; Bufonidae
Product: gastrula zinc finger protein XlCGF17.1-like
Exons: 3
Coding region: 57-1187 (376 amino acids)
Biological process (GO): regulation of transcription by RNA polymerase II
Cellular component (GO): transcription regulator complex; PcG protein complex
Molecular function (GO): DNA-binding transcription factor activity, RNA polymerase II-specific; RNA polymerase II cis-regulatory region sequence-specific DNA binding
Source: RefSeq, a predicted model, not a curated record